UGUGGUAGGAAAUGUUCUUGAUGGUAAAGUGUUUUCUUUCUUUGUCUAACGUUUAUAGAUUUAAGGAAGUUCUAAAUUCAAGGAGAAGUGUUUUAUUGUUUAUUUUUAAGCGCUGUAGGGAAUCAUUAGUUUUUGAAGAAGUUAAUUGUCUGUUGAUGUUUAUUCGAACUCCUGAUACUAAGGCCGGGGGAGCUGAAGACGAGAUUGUGGCAGAUCCUGAACCAGACAUUCCUUCUAACUCCAAAGACAGAGAUUGCUCGGAUGUUCUCAGUUCGCAAAGAGGCUGCUCGGAUGUUCUCAGCUCACAAAGGGUAUUCAAGAAGUGUUCUCCUAACAACAAGCUGACGUUGUACCUCGGAAGUCGGGAUAUUGUUAUUUCACAGAAAAACGUCGGAAAAAUCCAUGGGGUCGUUAUUGUUGAACCUGAUUUUCUACAAAACCGAAAGAUCUUUGGCCAAGUGACAUUGACAUUCCGCUAUGGGAGGGAGGAUGAGGAGGUGAUGGGUCUGAAGUUCUGCAAUGAAGCCAUCAUGUGUCUAGCUCAGCUCCAUCCUCCCCACGAGCGUGCACAGCAGGAGCCCAAAACCCCCCUCCAGGAAGCUCUGCUAAGGAGACUGGGUCCAAACGCACAUGCCUUUACCAUGGAGGUCAACAGACUCGCUCCUCCCAGUGUUCAACUUGUGCCUGCCAAGGAGUACAGCGGAGCUCCUAUUGGAACCAGUUACGACGUCAGAGCAUACGUGGCUGACCGCGCAGACGAGAAGCUCCACAGACGUAGCACGGUGCGCAUGAGUAUCCGGGUGGUGCAGCAGGUGUGUCCAGACAGACCAUACGACGUGCCGGCGCCACGAGCUGCUGCUGACAAGCCCUUCCUGCUGAGUGACGGACGACUGGUGUUGGAGGCAUCACUAGACAGAGCCAUCUACUGCCACGGCGACACUGUCCUGGUCAACAUCCACCUCACCAAUACCACCAACAAGACUGUCCGUCGGAUAAAGGUUUUCAUCGUGCAGCAUGUGGACGUCUGUAUGUUCUCCAAUGGAAAGUUCAAGAACGUAGUCGCCUUGAUCAACAGCAAGGAGGAGUGUCCACUAGGUCCUGGGACGACUCUCAACAAAACCUACUCACUCAACCCCGCCAAGGGGGCGACCAAAAACUGGAUAGCAUUGGAGGACUCCUACAGCAAGUCCAACGCUUCCCUUGCCUCCACCGUCACCUGCAACUCCCCCGAGGAGAGGAACGUGUUCGCCAUAUAUGUCUCGUACUACGUCAAAGUCAAGUUGCUAGUUGGAGCGAUUGGGGGCGAGUUGUCUUUGAAGCUCCCGUUCACUUUGAUGCAUUCGCAACUGGAUCUGGACUCUACAGGAGGAGUUCCGCUGCCAGAACCUGUGUCACUGACUCCAACAAAAACCUCUGCAAACACAACAACGGACAUAGACGUAAUCCGGGAAUUGUCAGAGGAAAUGGACAUCUGAGGGUUGGACAACUCAAAGCAAACACCAGAAAAAACUCAACCACAUCAAUCAGCGCAGCCACAGCAAACGGAAAAACCACAGCAAGUGGUGCAACCGGCGCAACUACAGCAAACAACGCAGCCGCAGCAAACGAUACAAGCACAACAAACAACACAACCGCAGGUGAACAACAACUCACAACAUGUCAAAAGCGACGACAGAGACUGGAAAAUACAAAGAGUAUUCUGUUGUUUUAAUCUCAAACAGCCAUCAAUGCAGUGACAAAAAAACUCAAACCUGUGUCAGAGAACUCCCGGGUAGUGAACCCUUUGUGGGAACAACUGCAAGAGUAUAUUUUCACAGACGAUUACUAAGUCAAUUAACAUGUAAAAUUUUAGGACCUGUUUCUUUUUUAUACAUGCAUUCAUUUUUCAUUAGCACUGUAUGGGUUAAUUUAGUGAGCCCUUUCAGUGAUAAAAGCACAAUGAAAGUUAAGUGGAAAAUUAAAAUCAUGGAAUACAUAUACAGGAAUACAUGGGAAUACAUAACAUGGAAGUCAGUGACUUGCUUCCAACAUAUAAAACAUUAUAUGAAUAUCUAUACCACAAAUGUUUCUUAUUUCUUUAAAUCUAAAAGAUCUAAAAGGGUGUCUGUAAAUUAAAUGUCUUUAUCGAGCUUCUGCCCCAUCCACGUGAGCUGGUUCAAAUUUGACAUCAGUCCCGUAACAUUUACUUCGUCCACUACUGUUUUACCUGGUUCCCACCCUAUAUGAAAACUAUUAACUGACAUCCAAGAACACAGCGCUAGUCUUAUAUUUUGAACUAGCUUGCUCAAACACAACUGCAGCCCGAUGGAGACCAUAAUUUACGGACAGCCCUAAUAUUAUAGCAUUUAUGGUACAACGUAUUAUUAUAGGUGUGAUUUAAAAAGCCUUCACAUAAAAUGUUUUAUAAAUUCUAAAAUUCUAAAAGUGCAAUGAUCCUUUUCAAUUUUUUUAUCCGAUUCCAUCCAGUUUUGGCCAAGUCCCUAUCACACUAGAGGAAUAAAAAUAUUGGAUUCUACGAACUGUAGAGCCCUGAUAACUGCUCAAAACAAAUUUGAUUGUACUUUUAGCUACAUAUCACUGCACUCACACACCUUGGCUUGUCUGUUGAUAUACCAAUUUGGACAUAAUUUAUUUUUUGACGAUAUAUCAGUCAUAAAUUGUAUAGAUCAGAUUUCCU
Macrosteles quadrilineatus (aster leafhopper) is the source of this 2677-nucleotide messenger RNA. Its product is annotated as arrestin homolog. Lineage: Eukaryota; Metazoa; Arthropoda; Insecta; Hemiptera; Cicadellidae. The transcript has 9 exons. Bases 12 to 1475 code for a protein of 487 amino acids. Gene Ontology annotation, cellular component: cytoplasm. Gene Ontology annotation, biological process: G protein-coupled receptor internalization; signal transduction. The record is from RefSeq and is a predicted model, not a curated record. Gene Ontology annotation, molecular function: G protein-coupled receptor binding.